Molecule: messenger RNA, 2178 nt
Organism: Candidula unifasciata
Lineage: Eukaryota; Metazoa; Mollusca; Gastropoda; Stylommatophora; Geomitridae
Source: the annotation of a GenBank genome assembly
AUGGAUACAGAAACCAAAUCUACUGAAGCAUUUCCAGACUUGAUAUCUGCUGCCCUUCAUGGAGCUGGUAUUUCAGGUGACGACUUAGCAUUUGAUUUUGACCUGAGUGAUUUCCAGGACACUACAGAGGCAACAGCUCUGAAUGGGAUAUCUUACAUCAAGAUGUCUGCCACACAAGUACUGCAGCCGACUCCAGUUCAGGCAGUUGUUGAUAGCAGCAGCUCAGCCAACAUUAUGCGGCAACUUGCUAGCCACGCCCAACAGCAAAUGCGUCCGUCGAUGCAAACCAUACAGCCAAUGACAAUAAUCAACCCCCCUAAUGCCCGACAGCAAAACAUUGUUACAUCAAACGUCACAUUACCAGGUGUGGUGCGGACAAUAUCUCAAACACAACAGGGUCAAAUAAUGACCCAGGCUGUCCCUCAAGGCGUACAGUCAUUUCGUAUUAUAAGGACUCCUACAAGUACUGCCCGCACUCACACUCAAAUUUUACAGCCAUCGCUACAACAAUCAACGAUUCGGGGCCAGGCAGCAAAUAGACAUAUAGUCCAGACCACAUCUCCUCAGGUUAUGAGUUCUUCGCUGCUGACCAAUGGCUCUUCUGUGAUAUCAUCUGGCAACAAAAACAUCAUCUGUAUUCCCGCCUCCUUGAAUGGGAAUUUACAGCAGACCCAGGUUUUUAUCCAGUCCAGUAACGGCGGUGGUUUAGGUUCAGGUCAGGUCUUGAAAGUGACAGCAAGAGGGGGGAAAGCCGUCACGACAGAGGAUAUCACCAAAAUUGUCAGCUCAUUGCCAAAUCUUAAGAGUGGGUCUAGGAUUAUAGUCAACACAACUACAGGUCACUUGAUGGAUCCAAAGUCUUCUGUUCAGCUGGUGUCUAAACCCGGCACUUCAGGGUUUCACGGUGGCACAGUUCUAACCACACCAGCACUGCCAAGCUCCACCAACUCCAUCAUCAGCACCCUCAAGACCACAGCCCAGCAGAUGCCCACCCAGGUGGUGACCAUCCCCUCCCACCAAACCAAGAUCUCACGCUUGCCUUACUCCCCGUUCCACAAGGUGGCUCAGAUGUGCACACUGCCAAGUCUGCAGUCUUACAGCAGCAUUCCCACAAUCACAGACAUGCAGGACAUAAACAUGGGCCAUAUACGAAUGUCAAUGUCCAGCAAGGAUUUAUCCAAAGCCUGGACUGAUCACAAUACCCUGAGGAGAAUACACAGUACACAGAGUUUGCUGCGACCUGUGCACGAUUGUCAGCACGAUGAAGAGGAGAUAGAGGAGGAGGUGGAGGAGUUGGGUCGUGCUGAAACAUACGCUGACUACAAGCCUAUGAAAUUGAAUUUUGGCAAGAAACACCCGGAUGCAGUUGUAGAAACAAGUUCGUUGUCCAGUGUGGAGCCGCCUGAUGUAAAUUAUCAGCUAAAAAUUCUCGACGAAGGAGUUGACGAGGGUGGUCGGCUGUCCGCGCUGCAGCUGGAGGCUAUAACUUAUGCUUGCCAGAAACAUAUGACAUUUCUGCCUAAUGGACAGAGAGCUGGUUAUCUCAUUGGUGAUGGUGCUGGUGUUGGAAAGGGCAGAACUAUUGCUGGUGUUAUAUUUGAAAAUUACGUACAUCGAAGGAAACGGGCCUUAUGGUUGAGUGUGUCCAAUGACUUAAAAGUUGAUGCUGAGAGAGAUCUGCGGGACAUUGGUGCUAGCCACAUCGAUGUGUAUCCACUCAAUAAGUUCAAAUAUUAUUCCAAGCUCUCCAGCAAGGAAAACAACAGCUGCAAGAAGGGUGUGAUUUUUGCAACUUACUCCUCUCUGAUUGGUGAGAGCCAGGCAGGCGGCAAAUACAACACUCGCCUGAAACAGUUGCUCAAGUGGCUUGGCCAUGACUUUGAAGGAGUUAUUGUGUUUGAUGAGUGUCACAAAGCCAAGAAUCUCUGCCACACCCUGGCUCCAGCAAACCCACACAAAAACCGGCCCAGACAGUCCUGGAGCUGCAGAACCGUUUUUGCCGAAGGCCAGGGUCAUCUACGCAUCUGCUACGGGGCGUCCCUGAACCAAAGAAACAUGGCUUACAUGACUCGAUUGGGCCUCUGGGGGAAGGAAUGCCCCUUUAGGGAAUUCAAUGAGUCAUCAGACUGUGGAACGGAGAGGUGUUGGUGCUAUGGAGCUGGUUGCCAUGGAUGCUAA